AACGCACGAAAUUAAAACCUCUUAAUCUCCAUUAACCCUUCGAUGUCCUUCUCUUUUCACUCGCUUAAUUAGAUUCAAGGAAACAUGGGUGUGUUAUUGAGCUGUCUUCGAUUUUCCGACCAUGAAGACGAACGCGACAAUGCAUCUGGAAUCGGAUCCGCCCAUUCCCAAAGCUUCGUUGGCAGUAACUUUGCGCGCAAGUGUGAAGAAGUGUUGAGAAAUCAUGCCCGGGAAAAUCAACCAAUGUCUGAUUCAAAUGGAGCAAACCCGAGUUCUGAUUUCAUAAACGAUCUCUUACAAUCAUCAAAAACGUUAUCGACUGCCUCGCCUUCGAAAUUGAAAAUCCAUGAGGGUUACUUCGCCGAUAUAUCAGAAGAAGAAGAUGUUUGUCCGACCUGUUUCGAAGAUUAUACGGACCAAAAUCCAAGGGUAGCUCUACAAUGUGGCCACAUUUUCCACCUUAGCUGCAUCUAUGAAUGGAUGGAGAGAAGUGAAGCUUGUCCCUUUUGUGCCAAGAUGAUGCUUUUCUUGGAGCCAUGAAACUGAGGUUGUGUAGCAAAUCUUGAAAAGGCAUACUCAAAGAAUCCUCGGAGGCUGUUUAAUUUCACCAAUUUUCA
Tarenaya hassleriana is the source of this 617-nucleotide messenger RNA. RefSeq names its product E3 ubiquitin-protein ligase At3g02290. The transcript has 5 exons. NCBI's taxonomy places the organism in Eukaryota, Viridiplantae, Streptophyta, Magnoliopsida, Brassicales, Cleomaceae. The coding region runs from base 85 to 540 and encodes 151 amino acids. The record is from RefSeq and is a predicted model, not a curated record. Gene Ontology annotation, molecular function: ubiquitin-protein transferase activity.